UCUUCGUCUGCAAGAUUCUUUCCCUCUAUCCCAUCAAAACACACAAACUUAAAGGUCACACACACCACACCAUUUGAUUCUCAUCAAACGAAGAUAGAGGGGAAAUCCAAAAGGGAGGAAUGGGUCAGAUCGGUGCUUGAUCUCUGCCUUCACCACUGCCUGUCUUCCUCUCCACUAUUGCUUGAUCUCUUCCCCACUGCCAACGACAUGCGGAGGAAAUGGGUCAGCUCGGUUUUUUUUUUUUUUUUGGUUCUGAUUUCAUUAUUGGGUUCCUUUGUAAAAUUGUGUAAAAUCGGUUUGAUUUUAUUGAUUUUGUGUUUGGAUUAUCAAAUGUUGAAAUGGGUUGUGGUGGUAGACCAGUGAUUGUUGGGUGGUGCUGUGUUUGUAUUUGGUUGAUACUUUCUUGACCGGUGUUGGUCUGUAACAGAGGAGCAAAAAUAUGAGGGAGAAGAGAAAAGGGUAAUUUGGUAAUUGAAGGAAGAGCCCAACGGAUAGUUCAAAACGCGCAUGAACUUUUUGUUUUAUGGACCUCUCGAGCUCCAUAUUGUUUUGCGCGUUUUCAGUCUUGGCACAAAACGCAGCUUUUUCCAAAAAGUUGCGUUUUUAGCUGAACCAAACGCAUUUUGGACUCCAGCUUUCUUCAAAACGUGCGUUUCAGCUCCUAAAAGCUGAAACAAACGGGCACUUACUUGAGUUCCAUCAAUCUUUUCUACCAUUGUUAUAUCCAAAAAUUGGUCUGAAAAACCUUGUAUGUUGGAAGCAUAUUCGUGAGCUAAUCAUUUGAAAGAAAGUGUUUGGUUGUUUGUAUCUUUAAGUGUCUCAACCCCAUAGAUAGCCCAAUUUGUGAAGAUCAAAUAAGAAUGUCACAUUCUGCUCAUUCCAUUCCAUUAAUCUUCCCACCAGACAAUUCUGGGUCUGGUGGAUCAGCAUCUAGUGAGACUCUUCCACAGUCCUCUCAUUCUAUAUCAUCAAUCUUCCAACCAUACAAGUCUACUGAGAGUUCAGAAUCCAAUGAAAGACUCCCACAAUGCUUUCAUUCCAUACCUUUAAUCUUCCCGCCAACCGAGUCAACAAACAGUUCCUCUGGUUCUCAUUCAAAGCAGUCAGACUCUUCUACCAAUGAAUCAACACACCAGUCUACUUCAACCCAAUUGCCUGAACUGCAAGACCUUCAUUUCAAUGAAGUCAAACAUAAUUUUAAACGUGGUAAUGCUCGAUCUCCUUUGUCAAUUCAAGCUGAAGAUAGUUAUCAUUUUCAAGCUGGACUCAAAAAGCUUACAGAGGAGGCUCGCCAGAGCUGGACCUAUGCCAUUAUGUGGGGUUUAUCUUACGACCAUUCUGGCUCUUCAAUGUUGCGGUGGGCUGAUGGGUACUACAAAGGCGAAAAUGAGCUCAAUUCAGUGAUCACAAGAUCUAAUGUUGAUGACAAAGAUGUCAGCAAUACUGAGUGGUUCUUUUUGAAGUCGAAGAUGCAGUGCUUCUUGAACGGCAGUGGCCACCCAGGCCAAGCUUUUGUCACUUCAAGAUUGGUCUGGGUGGCCGGGUUGGAGCGUCUAGGGAGCUCCUCGUGCAACCGGGCACGAAUGGGGCAGGUCUCCGGGUUACAAACAAUGGUAUGGAUACCCUCAGCAAACGGCAUUGUGGAAUUGGGCUCUACAGAGCUGAUUUUCCAGAGCACGGAUUUGAUCAACAAGGAGAUCAUGAUGGGAAGACCUAGACAACUGAGGGCUGGAUUGCAUGAUGUACCUAUUCAAGAUGAUAGUUUUGAAGAGAUUCGUCAAAUGCUUGCUACUCUGAAAACAAUGACAGAGAAGCAUCAAGCUUGUCUGUCUGAGCAACAGGUACAGAACACUGAGCAACGACAAAAUCAGAGUGGAGCCUCCCCCGCCCUUCCUCUUAUUCCUAAAGAUCAAAUCCCAGUUUUGUUAAAGCAAUUCCGUGAGCUUAUUCCACCUGUGUUUAGGCGAACGACUAACCCAUUCAAGGCUGAGGAAUGGAUAAAGAAGAUGGAAAAUAUUUUCAUUACCAUUGGGUGCAUAGGUGAUCAACGUGUGACUUUUGCUACAUUCAUGUUAGAGGGAGAAGAGGCUAACCGUUGGUGGGCAUAUGAGCAAAGAUUGUUGCAUGAGGCUGGGACACAAGUAACAUGGGAGGCAUUCUCAAAGGCAUUUUAUGAGCAUUACUUUCCUGAUAGUAUUCGAGAUCAAUUAGAGUCAAAAUUUCUUAAACUCAUACAAGGGAGCAAGACAGUUACAGAAUAUGAGAUGAAAUUCUUAGAGCUAGUACAUUAUGCCCCUCAUGUUGCAGAAGAUGAGGCGAGUAAAUGUCGUAGGCUUUUCGAGGGGUUGAGGAAAGACAUUAGGUCACAAAUUAUUCCCUCAAUGCUAAGGGAUUUCAAUAUGCUAAUUGAACAAGCUAAGGUGGUAGAGAAAAAUUAUGAUCAAACUCAUAAGGUUCACGAGUCGAAAAGGAUGAGAUUUGCGCAAAGAGGAGGCCAAAAUGGUAGACAACAUAGUAGUGAUGGAUCUACUGAGGGGGUUAGAGACACUUGUCACUUCUGUAAGAGGAGCCACCCAGCACAUAAAUGUCCCUUGAUUACAAGAGCUUGUUUUCAGUGUGGUCAAACUAACCAUUUUGCUCGCACCAAAUCUUCCAGGGAUAGGCUUAAAGGUAAAAGGACCAAGAAAUAGAGCGUAAGAUAUUGUUUUUAUAUUUCCUUCAGCUGGCAUUCUUGGAGUCUCAAUGUAUUAGGAGGGCGUUUGGAUACUGCUGAAACCCAAGUCUGCGUUUUGCGUUUUACUUUUUUUUUUUUUUUUUUUUUUUUCCUGCACCGUUUCUGAUUUUGGGGGACAAUAACACUGUUCACCACUGUUUGACACUGUUCACACACUGUUUGACACUGUUCACGGGUUAAAAAAUAUUAAAAAAUGGGUCCCACAA
Quercus lobata is the source of this 2940-nucleotide messenger RNA. RefSeq lists its product as uncharacterized. The record is from RefSeq and is a predicted model, not a curated record. Gene Ontology annotation, biological process: regulation of DNA-templated transcription. Lineage: Eukaryota; Viridiplantae; Streptophyta; Magnoliopsida; Fagales; Fagaceae. The transcript is spliced from 2 exons. Bases 861 to 2690 code for a protein of 609 amino acids. Gene Ontology annotation, cellular component: nucleus. Gene Ontology annotation, molecular function: DNA-binding transcription factor activity; transcription cis-regulatory region binding.